This is a messenger RNA of Rattus norvegicus (Norway rat), 2013 nucleotides long. The record is from RefSeq and is a predicted model, not a curated record. Lineage: Eukaryota; Metazoa; Chordata; Mammalia; Rodentia; Muridae.
GGGCUCCCUCUGCCUGAAGAAUGGCAGAUUUUCUCCCCUCCACACCCCCAACUCUUCUUCUCCUUUUUUGAGACAAGAUCUUGUUAUAAAGCUCUGGUUGUCCCAGAACUCUGUAUGUAACCGACCAGCCACGAACUCAUAGGUCGUGCCUUUGGCUCCCUACUGGGAUCAUGCGUGCUGGCUGCCACACCCAGCCUCUGCCCACAUCCUUUGACAAAGUCUGGAUGUGGCCAAAACUUUGGUUUUGUUGUUUGUUUUAGAUUUGUUUUCCUUUUAUUUACAUGUACUCUGUGUGUCUGUGUGAAUACGCAGAGUCCAUGUCACAUGCACGCACGCACCUGCCCACACAUGUCACAUGCACCCAUGCACCUGCCCACACAUGUCACAUGCACGUAUGCACCUGCCCACACAUGUCACAUGCACGUAUGCACCUGCCCACACAUGUCACAUGCACGUAUGCACCUGCCCACACAUGUCACAUGCACCCAUGCACCUGCCCACACAUGUCACAUGCACCCAUGCACCUGCCCACACAUGUCACAUGCACGCACACACCUGCCCACACAUGUCACAUGCACCCAUGCACCUGCCCACACAUGUCACAUGCACCCAUGCACCUGCCCACACAUGUCACAUGCAUGUAUGCACCUGCCCACACAUGUCACAUGUACCCAUGCACCUGCCCUCACAUGUCACAUGCACGUAUGCACCUGCCCACACAUGUCACAUGCACCCAUGCACCUGCCCACACAUGUCACAUGCACCCAUGCACCUGCCCACACAUGUCACAUGCACACACACACCUGCCCAUACAUGUCACAUGCACCCAUGCACCUGCCCACACAUGUCACAUGCACCCAUGCACCUGCCCACACAUGUCACAUGCAUAUAUGCACCUGCCCACACAUGUCACAUGUACCCAUGCACCUGCCCUCACAUGUCACAUGCACCCAUGCACCUGCCCACACAUGUCACAUGCACCCAUGCACCUGCCCACACAUGUCAAAUGCACGUAUGCACCUGCCCACACAUGUCACAUGCACGUAUGCACCUACCCACACAUGUCACAUGCACGCACGCACCUGCCCACACAUGUCACAUGCACGCACGCACCUGCCCACACAUGUCACAUGCACCCAUGCACCUGCCCACACAUGUCACAUGCACCCAUGCACCUGCCCACACAUGUCACAUGCACGCACGCACCUGCCCACACAUGUCACAUGCACGUAUGCACCUGCCCACACAUGUCACAUGCACACACACACCUGCCCAUACAUGUCACAUGCACCCAUGCACCUGCCCACACAUGUCACAUGCACGUAUGCACCUACCCACACAUGUCACAUGCACGCACGCACCUGCCCACACAUGUCACAUGCACCCAUGCACCUGCCCACACAUGUCACAUGCACGUAUGCACCUGCCCACACAUGUCACAUGCACGCACGCACCUGCCCACACAUGUCACAUGCACGUAUGCACCUGCCCACACAUGUCACAUGCACACACACACCUGCCCAUACAUGUCACAUGCACCCAUGCACCUGCCCACACAUGUCACAUGCACGUAUGCACUGCCCAUAGAGGCCAGGCGAGAGAGAGUCCUGUCCAGGAACUGGAGUUCUAGGUGCUUGUGAGCCACCUGCCGUGGGUACUGGGAGCUGAGCUCAUGUCGUCUGAAAGCAACACGCAUCUGUACCUCACACCCCACACACAUAGAACAACAACAGCAAAACUCAGAACAACAAAAACAAACGCAGAACAGGACUAAAGUGUGAGUUGGUAGGGCAGGUGGUCUAGCUCUGUGGAAGAAUGUUCGCCCGGCAUACAGGAAGUCCUGGCUUUGAACCCCCAAUCUGACAAAGCAGCAAAACCAGUGCUUACUCUGUUGGAGGAUGGCUUCGCCCUCUGAGACUUUGCUUGGUUUGAAAUGAGACCACAUGAGCAGCUAGAAGUCAGAGCAGGAGUUAGGAAGAGAUUAACCAGUAUCAUCUCGUCCCCACGGACUCU